Dacryopinax primogenitus is the source of this 693-nucleotide messenger RNA. RefSeq lists its product as uncharacterized. The record is from RefSeq and is a predicted model, not a curated record. NCBI's taxonomy places the organism in Eukaryota, Fungi, Basidiomycota, Dacrymycetes, Dacrymycetales, Dacrymycetaceae. The coding region runs from base 1 to 693 and encodes 230 amino acids. The transcript is spliced from 4 exons.
AUGAAAUACAAAGUGGGCAACCAGAUGCCCUGCCUCAGCAUUGGCCACAAGCCUGAUGACCAAACCCUCCUCUGGCCUGACUUCAGUCAGGACAUCAACACUGCCCCCAACUGGUUGCUUCAAAUACAUGCGGCUAUGUUGGUUCUGGAGCAGGAGAGGGAUCACCCUGGUAAUGUGCCCAAACAGUACCAAGAAAAGUGGGUCAUGUCAGCUGUGCUAAUGGAGCUUGCGCAUGCCACUUGGCCCCACUUGAAGCAGGUCUUCUUGAAUCAGCACAAUGCAGAGAAGGAUGGUGGGAGGGAGCAGAGGAAGAAGAAAAGCUUGCACAUGACCCAGAUGUGUGGUGCCAUCACUGACUUCUGUAUCAAGCACAAUCUUGACCACAUUGCUCUUCCAGCCACACUUGUUUAUGAUGACUGGGUAUGGGAGUGGUACCAGAGUGUCCACACUAGGUACAUGAGGAAGGUUGCAGUCAAUGGAAAGCCUGGCUGCAGAGCUGGCAAGCACAUCAACCUGGGCCACACCUCCUCCCUCAUGCUGAAGGUCAAGCCAUUCAACUCCAUGCUUGAUAGCAACUGGCUUCAAACAGACUUACCCAGGUGCCCAGAUUGCAUUCACCACCCAGGGCUGCCUGCUGGACUCUCACUGGGCAUCAUGCAGCUUAUAAGGCCAUCGAUUGAACCUAUGAUGUGA